Messenger RNA from Geodia barretti, 1966 nucleotides. Lineage: Eukaryota; Metazoa; Porifera; Demospongiae; Tetractinellida; Geodiidae. The record is from the annotation of a GenBank genome assembly.
GGGAGAAGGCUUUUUACGGCCCGCCCGUGCUGCUGCAGCUCGGCUGAGGUGAUCGGUAGAGAGGGAGAGACGUGCAGCACGAGCUCGCCAGCUAUGAAUGACUCAAUUCGCAUGAUCUUCUGCUGGCAUCGCACGAUCGAUCGCUCACCUCGCAAACUGCGCAUGCGCACUGUACAAAACGGGCGUGGCUCUCAAAUCUUGCAGAGAGACCCUAAAGAGGGCGUGAUGGCGGACGGGGACAAGUUACCUGGACAGAGUCCCACGAGCCCAGGCUCGGAAUGGGGGUCCCUGGCAGCGAUGGAGGCGGCCAUGAGGGAAGAGAUUAGAGAACUCCAUGAGCAGAGAGCCGCAGCCAUGAUGACGGAGAUCGUGGAGCUCCAGAAAGAGAGAGAUCUAGCCGUCGCCAAAGUCAGGAGGCUGGAGAAGAAGGUAAAAGAUAUGGAGGCUGAAGCAGACAAGAGAAGAGGUGGAGAUGGCAGGGCAGAGCUUGUGGCGCUCCUGAGGCAGACGCUGCUGGAGGAACAGCUCAUCUCUGCUGACCUGAAGAAGAAACUACAGACGGUGAAGAAACAGAACGUGGCUCUGACCCAGCAGUCUCGGAAUGAGACCACCAAGCAGUCUCGGAAUGAGACCCAGACACCCAAGAAUGGAAACCAGGAACAGUCUCCCUCUAGGUUCAGAAGGCACAGUUAUGAUGGGAAAUCAGCCUCUCCCCAUCUCCCUUCCUCCAAACCUCCAACUCCGUCGUCUCUCUCUCCCCACACCCCUGGUGGCGGAGGUCAGAGUCAACGAUACAGCCCUUCUGUCGUCCCUCGGAGGUGAGAGAUCACAUGACAAUCACAUUACCUUGUAAUUCAGUGAUUGAGAGUACUAUUGUUCCAGAUACAAGUUGGCUGCUGUUACUAAUUGUGAUGCAAGCACUCAGACGGCCACAGAGACAAUGGAAAAGACUGACCAAUCAGAUCACAGUUCUGCCGACACUCUAGCCACUCCCAUUUUAGAAGCCUUGACGACAGCAAGAACUGACAUUGUUCGAUUGCAGCGAGAGAGAGACGAGGAGAAGAAGAAGGUGGCCAGUGAGCUCCAGAGAAGGGAGGAGCUUCGGAAAGAGGGCGAGUGUCUGCAGCUGGAGUGUGGUGUGCUGCGAGAGAGUCUAGCUGAAUUUUCUCGCUGGGUGAGAGGCAAGUUGGAGGGAAUGGAGGAGAACAUGGACAUCUUCAGAGUCAUCUACUCUCUGCAUCGAUCCCUCUCACAGGAGCAGUCAGUGCUGCAGGAGCUGCAGAAGAGACUGAGACAAUCGGAACAGAAGGUCUUGGAGCUUGAACAGACAAACAGGCAACUGGCACUGACAGCCUCAGAGGCAGAGGAAAACUACAAGAGCAGCCUCUCGCAAAUCAGGGUUCUGCGGGAGAAGUUGUCUUGUUGUCCUCCCCACCCUCCCUCUCUCCUCACCCCUCCACCACCAAGCCACACCCACUCAUCACUGAUGAAGGGAAGAGUAUUCUCGUCCCCACAGCUCCUCCCACGAAACUCCUCACCCCUCACCACCCACACACCCUCAUCACACGCUAGCCACACCCAGCAUGACAUGAUCGCCUGACAUUUUAUUUCACAAAAAAAUUAUAAUAUAAUUCAAUGUCAGAAUAAAGCAUGAUUGAGCAGCGUGCAAAGAAAAAAGACGAUGAACCACAACGGGGAAAAAAAGGAAACUAGUGGGUUAGCUAUCUAUUUAACUCUGACCAUCGCUUCUCAAAAAAGUUUUUCAUUGAAUGACCUGCCAUUCCAAUCUGUGGGGAUGACAAUUAUUGAAGAUUCAAAUGUAGUUCAGUUUCGGCAGAAUUUGCAGCUUACUUUUGAUUGGUCCUCGUUGUAGAAAAGACAGUUUGAAAACACGAGUCGCGAGUCACUGGCAAAAGCCUCGCGACAGGAAUACCUGCAGACAGGCAGAGAGAGAGAGCGAGAGGUG